Rangifer tarandus platyrhynchus (Svalbard reindeer) is the source of this 990-nucleotide messenger RNA. The record is from the annotation of a GenBank genome assembly. Lineage: Eukaryota; Metazoa; Chordata; Mammalia; Artiodactyla; Cervidae.
AUGAGGAGAGGAGAAGGAGGGCUCAGGAGAAGCCAUCAGAUCUUGUCCCGUAUUUGGUGUCUGCUUCUCCCAGACCAGCAAGGAAGGACAAUGUGCCAGGGGUCCUUGUCAUUCAGAGACGUGGCUGUGGGCUUCACCCGUAAGGAGUGGCAGCAGCUGGACCCUACGCAGAGGACCCUGUACCGGGAUGUGAUGCUGGAGAACUACAGUCACCUGGUCUCCGUGGGGUGUCAAGUCACCAAACCAGCUGUGAUCUCCAGGUUGGAGCAGGGGCAAGAGCCAUGGAUGGAGGAGGAAGAGAUCCUGACAUGGAGCUUUCCAGAAGUUUCCCAAGUUGAUAGGCAACGGGAACACCGAGAGGAACCUGUGAAGCAAGUUGCAGCCCCAGACAAGAAACAACUGACCCCAGAAGAGCACCACACACGUACCACAGUUGGAAAAAACAGCUCUCAGGACACAGUCGUCGUCCCUUCAGAACAACAGGCCGCUCGGUGUGAGUCAUGCGGCGCCGCCUUGCCGGGUAAGGCGGACGUCACUGUCACUCCCAGCGCGUACCUUGCGAGGAGGAGGUUUGAAUACGAUGCACAGGGGAACCUGUUUCUCUACUCGAAGCUGGACGCUCCCCCUGCCGGGGCGCGCCCACGCCAAUGUAACCGGUGCCGAGAAGCUGUAAGCCGUGCCCAAGCUCUUAAUGCCGACCAAGGAACCCACAGUAACAAGGAACCCCGCAAACGCACCGCAGGCAGGAAGGGCCUCUCUCUCAAGUCAAGACUCACUACCCGUCAGAGAGUCCACAGGGCCAAGCCACCCUCAGGGCGGAACUACCAGCGGGGAGGUGGCCCGCCCAGGCAAACAUCCGGGAAAUCAGGCGGACCGGAAAUGCCGCCGAAACAGGAAAUGCCGCCGAAACAGGAAAUGCCGCCGAAACAGGAAAUGCCGCAGAAAGCUCUUGGGGGAGACGAGCCUGUGCAUCCCCCCAGGCCGUUCUAA